This is a messenger RNA of Macrosteles quadrilineatus (aster leafhopper), 725 nucleotides long. Its product is annotated as acyl-CoA-binding protein homolog. Gene Ontology annotation, biological process: fatty acid metabolic process. Bases 346 to 615 code for a protein of 89 amino acids. The transcript is spliced from 4 exons. The record is from RefSeq and is a predicted model, not a curated record. Gene Ontology annotation, molecular function: fatty-acyl-CoA binding. NCBI's taxonomy places the organism in Eukaryota, Metazoa, Arthropoda, Insecta, Hemiptera, Cicadellidae.
AAUUGUCAAGUUAAGUUGUCCGAAGUUUGUUUGUUUGUUAUUGCCUAAUGCCUAUUGGAAAUUUUGUUAUCAAUCCAUCCCAUUCCCAUUGGCCAUUGGUCUCUAGUUGCGAGUUGUGAACUUGUGAGUUGUGACGUGACGCUAGUGAGAACCGAAGAGGACGAUUCGGUUUAAUUAAAUAUCUGUUCUCUCUUGGCACUCGGCAAGUAUUAUCUAUCUACCACUCACUAGACCAAGUCACCACUCACCAGUGAGUGACUAGUCACUACAGAGUACAGACAGCAGACACAGGAUCGCACAUUUCAACAUUUUCUUGGACUGGUUUCCUAACAAGCACAGAACAACAUGUCACUUUCUGAGCAAUUUGACAAAGCUGCGAAGGACGUGAACAAUUUGAAGGAGACUCCCCCACAGGAUGAUCUGCUUGAGAUCUACGGUCUGUACAAACAAGCCACAACUGGUGACUGUUGUACUGACCGACCUGGUAUCUUUGACCAGAAGGGCCGCUACAAAUGGGACGCCUGGAGUGGUAAGAAGGGGAUGAGCCAAGACGAAGCAAAAAAAGCUUACAUUGCCAAAGUCGAAGCCCUAGCAGCAUCGAUCGGACUGAAGUAAUCUAUGCAUUUAAAAAGCCAAAGCUUACAAUUUGUUUUCUUCUUUUUAAUUUUAUAUACAGGGUGCUAAGUGCUGUUAAAUUUGCACAACUUAUUAUACUGUUGUUCUAA